Ochotona curzoniae (black-lipped pika) is the source of this 1128-nucleotide messenger RNA. RefSeq names its product translation initiation factor IF-2-like. NCBI's taxonomy places the organism in Eukaryota, Metazoa, Chordata, Mammalia, Lagomorpha, Ochotonidae. The transcript has 2 exons. The coding region runs from base 1 to 1128 and encodes 375 amino acids. The record is from RefSeq and is a predicted model, not a curated record.
AUGCACGUUCCGGCACACUCGCCCCGCACGCCCCCCCGGGCUGCCUCCGGCCCCGGCGGACCCCCACAGCAAAGCGGCGGGCGAAGCAGCCAGCCAGACCCUCUCAGCGCGGCCACCGGGAAGGCGGGCCGGCGGACCGGCCGGAGGAGCCCGACCCGCCGCCUCACAGCCGCCCCCCAAGCCCGCGCGGCGGCCGCCGAGGGGGUCCCCGCCCCUCACAAGCCCCUCAGCCUGCCGCUGCCGACGUCCGGCCGCGACGCCCCCCGCCCCAAAAAGGAGACAAAAGGAGGGUUCAGCCGGGUCACGUACAAAGCGGCCGUGGCCACCCCGCGCGCGGGCGCUCACCCACCUGCAGGUGUCUGUGCGUCUGUCCAUAGGAACGCGGGCGCCGAGGAGGGGGCGGGGGGGGAUGCUGCGGGAGCCGGGGCAGCGCGCGCGCUGGACGGGGCGGGAGGAGAGCGACCCGGAGGCCCGGGUCCCGCGGGCAGCGGGGCGGGGAGGGCGCUCGGCGCGGGGCGGGGGCGCCCGCCUGGCUGGGCCGACCGGCGCGCGCCGCUCCGUGCGCCCCGGGCUCCGCGCGCCGGGCUCGGAGCGCGCCGGGCGGGGGGCGGGGCGCGGGCGGGGCCGGCGCGCGGGGCGGGGGCUCGGACCCCGGGCUCCAGCCGGCACCGGAAGCGCGCCGUGGUCGGCGGGACCCACAGGAAGUGUGUAACGACACCUCCUACGACACGCACCGAGCCCGCCGUCGUCGCUGCCCGGAGGGAGCUGCGGACCGAGCUUCCUGCGGCGCCAGCCAACGCGCAUCCCGGCGGGACUGCCCGCCGAGGGGCCGAGCCGCGCGCUCGCUCGCCCUCCGUGUGCACUGAGAUAAUGCCCUCGCUGCCGGGACAGGUGUGCAGCAGCGGACGAUGCCAGCGACGUUCCAAGGUGUGCAGCACCGGCUCCUGUACCGCAAGCCCCGGGCCCGCGGCACUGCUGCCUCCCGGAGCGCAUCCUAAAAGGAAGGAACGCUCCCGUCAUGUGCAACACCUGUUAUCGUGCACCGAGCGUGCACCUCUGCACCCACUUGGGCCAGCACACCCCACGCCGCCCCCAAUGCCCGCUGCCCUGUGCAGACGCCUGACCUAA